AUGGCGGCGCCGCGGCUGCUGUGCCUGCUCUACCUGUCCGCGGGGCUCCUGGCCCGGCCCUGCGCAGCCUUCAACUUGGACACCCGCGAGGACAAUGUGAUCCGGAAAUCUGGGGACCCCGGCAGCCUCUUCGGCUUCUCGCUGGCCAUGCACCGGCAGCUGAUUCCCGAGGACAGGCGGCUAUUACUUGUAGGAGCACCUCGAGCAGAAGCCCUUCCACUGCAGAGGGCGAACCGAACCGGGGGUCUGUACAGCUGUGACAUCACGUCCCGGGGACCUUGCACACGGAUUGAAUUUGAUAAUGAUGCUGACCCUACAUCAGAAAGCAAGGAAGAUCAGUGGAUGGGGGUCACUGUCCAGAGUCAAGGUCCAGGAGGCAAAGUGGUGACAUGUGCUCAUCGAUACGAAAAAAGACAACAUGUUAAUACAAAGCAGGAAUCACGAGACAUCUUUGGGAGGUGUUAUGUCCUGAGUCAGAACCUCAAGAUUGAAGAUGAAAUGGAUGGAGGAGACUGGAGUUUUUGUGAUGGCCGGUUGAGGGGCCAUGAAAAAUUUGGUUCUUGUCAGCAAGGCGUAGCAGCUACUUUCACCAAAGACUUUCAUUACAUUGUGUUUGGAGCCCCGGGUACUUACAACUGGAAAGGGAUUGUUCGCGUAGAACAAAAGAAUAACACUUUUUUUGACAUGAACAUCUUUGAAGAUGGCCCUUAUGAAGUUGGUGGAGAGACUGACCAUGAUGAAAGUCUCGUUCCUGUUCCUGCUAACAGUUACUUAGGCCUGCUGUUUCUGACCAGCAUUUCCUAUACAGAUCCUGAUCAGUUUGUUUAUAAAACACGGCCACCCAGGGAGCGGCCUGACACAUCCCCUGGUGUGAUGAUGAAUAGCUACCUAGGCUUUUCCUUGGACUCAGGCAAAGGUAUUGUUUCUAAAGAUGAAAUCACUUUUGUGUCUGGUGCUCCCAGAGCCAAUCACAGUGGAGCUGUGGUUUUGCUCAAAAGAGACAUGAAGUCUGCACAUCUUCUCCCUGAAUACAUCUUUGAUGGGGAAGGUCUAGCUUCUUCAUUUGGCUAUGACGUGGCAGUAGUGGACCUCAACAAAGAUGGGUGGCAAGAUAUAGUUAUCGGAGCCCCACAAUAUUUUGACAGAGGAGGAGAAAUUGGAGGUGCAGUGUACGUCUACAUUAACCAGCAAGGCAGAUGGAAAAAUGUGAAGCCAAUUCGUCUGAAUGGGACCAAAGAUUCUAUGUUUGGAAUUGCAGUCAAAAAUAUUGGAGAUAUUAAUCAAGAUGGCUUUCCAGAUAUUGCAGUUGGAGCUCCCUACGAUGAUCUGGGGAAAGUUUUUAUCUAUCAUGGAGCUGCACAUGGAAUAAACACCAAACCAACACAGGUUCUUGAGGGUACAUCACCUUAUUUUGGUUAUUCAAUUGCUGGAAACAUGGACCUGGAUAGGAAUUCCUACCCUGAUGUUGCUGUUGGUUCCCUGUCAGACUCAGUGACUAUUUUCAGAUCCCGGCCUGUAAUUAACAUUCAGAAAACCAUCACAGUAACUCCUAGCAGAAUUGACCUCCGCCAGAAAUCACUGUGCGGGCCGUAUAACGGGAUCUGCCUCAAGGUUAAAGCCUGUUUUGAAUAUACUGCCAAACCUGAUGGUUAUAAUCCUCUGAUAUCAAUUUUGGGCACACUUGAAGCUGAAAAAGACAGAAGAAAAUCUGGGCUGUCAUCCCGAGUUCAGUUUCGAAACCAAGGCUCGGAGCCCAGGUAUACCCGAGAGCUGACGCUGAGCAGGCAGAGGCAGCCAGUGUGCAUGGAGGAGACCCUCUGGCUGCAGGAAAGCAUUAGAGACAAACUGCGUCCCAUCCCCAUAACCGCUUCAGUAGAGAUCCAAGAGCCCAGCUCUCGUCGGCGAGUGAAUUCUCUUCCAGAAAUGCUUCCCAUCCUGAAUUCAAAUGAACCCACUAUGGUCCAGACAGACGUACAUUUCUUAAAAGAAGGAUGUGGAGAUGACAAUAUAUGUAACAGCAACCUUAAACUAGAAUAUAAAUUCUGUACCCGAGAAGGAAACCAAGACAAAUUUUCCUAUCUUCCAAUUCAAAAGGGCAUUCCAGAACUGGUUCUGAAAGACCAGAAGGAUAUUGCUCUGGAAAUAACGGUGACAAACAACCCGUCUGAUCCGAGAAAUCCCACAAAGGAUGGUGAUGAUGCACAUGAGGCUAAACUCAUCGCGGCCUUUCCUGACACGCUGACGUACUCCGCGUAUCGAGAACUGAGGGCUUUCCCUGAGAAACAGCUGAGCUGUGUUGCCAACCAGAAUGGCUCCCAAGCGGACUGUGAGCUUGGAAAUCCUUUCAAAAGAAAUUCCAGUGUUACUUUUUAUCUGGUUUUAAGUACAACUGAGGUCACCUUUGAUACCACAGAUCUGGACAUUAACCUGAAGUUGGAAACAACAAGCAAUCAAGAUAAUUUGGCUCCAAUUACAGCUAAAGCAAAAGUGGUUAUUGAACUGCUUUUAUCGGUCUCUGGAGUUGCCAAACCUUCCCAGGUGUAUUUUGGAGGUUCAGUUGUUGGUGAGCAAGCUAUGAAAUCUGAAGAUGAAGUGGGUAGUUUAAUAGAGUAUGAAUUCAGGGUGAUUAACUUAGGUAAACCUCUUAAAAACCUCGGCACAGCAACCUUGAAUAUAGAGUGGCCAAAAGAAAUCAGCAAUGGCAAAUGGUUGCUUUACUUGGUGAAAGUAGAAUCCAAAGGUUUGGAACAGAUUGUUUGUGAGCCACACAAAGAAAUCAACUUCCUGCGCCUGAAGGAAUCUCACAACUCAAGGAAGAAACGAGAAAUCGCUGAAAAACAAAUAGACAGCAAGAAAUUUUCUUUAUUUGCUGAAAGAAAGUACCAGACCCUUAACUGUAGCGUGAAUGUGAGAUGUGUGAACAUCAGGUGCCCACUGCGUGGCCUGGACAGUAAGGCUUCUCUCGUUUUGCGUUCGAGGUUAUGGAAUGGCACAUUUCUGGAGGAGUACUCCAAAAUGAACUACUUAGACAUUCUCGUGCGGGCUUCCAUCGAUGUGACCGCUGCUGCUGAAAACAUCAAGCUGCCACACGCAGGCACUCAGGUUCGGGUCACUGUGUUUCCCUCAAAGACUGCAGCUCAAUAUUCAGGAAUAUCUUGGUGGAUCAUCCUACUGGCUAUUCUUGCUGGAAUUUUGAUGCUUGCUCUAUUAGUGUUUUUAUUAUGGAAGUGUGGAUUCUUUCAGCGCUCUAGGUACGAUGACAGCGUGCCCCGGUACCACGCUGUCCGGAUCCGGAAAGAAGAACGAGAGAUCCAAGAUGAAAAAUACGAUAACCUGGAAAAAAAACAGUGGAUUACAAAGUGGAAUGAAAAUGAAAGUUACUCAUAGGAGGGCCAGAGAGGCUUUACACUACCCCAAAUGCCUUUUAUUUUAUUUUAUUUUUUUCCAACUCAGAAAUUCAGAUGGAUUCAAAAGCCUGCUCUAAGCCUGAGGUUUGAUUGCAGACUGACUGCACGCAGUACGGACCUCACAGUGUGAACUGUGGAUAUUGUUACGCAGAGCUUCUGUUUUGCACAGCCAAAUUUAAGACUGUUGGAGUGGAUUUUUCUUUUAACUGCCUUAAUUUAACUUUUCUGGUUGCCUUUGUUUUUGACGUGGCUGACUUUUACGUGCUGGAGAAGGGCCUGCCCAAUUGCACUCUUUUGAAGUCUUCCUUAUAGUGUAGCUGGAAGAGAUUUCGCACUGUCCUCUGUGCUAACACAGUGGUCAGCCUAGCUUGCUACCACAAGCAUCCUUCUCAUAGGAUUGGAGAAGCCGCAAGUUAUCUGUCCCGUGGUACAAGACUCUGCCAUGCGGAUGUCUGUGACUUGGUUGAAAGUGCUGUCUUAACUUAAAUGUGCAAUCGAAGGUGAUGGUGCCAUCUUGCCUUCUCCCUUCAUUUCCUAGAAGUGUGAAUCCGUGCUCACACCGGGUGCACGCAGGUUCCCUUCUUCCUCUUCACUAGAACACACAGGUGCAACAGACUUGAAUGCUAGUUAUACUUGUUUUUAUAUGAUAUUUAUUUGUUCUUCAAGCCAUCUUGCUAUUGGCUAAUGGGCCAAAGAUACUUCCAGUUGGUUUAAACAAUCCGAGUUAGAACAUAGGGCAUUUGGUUUGCCCUUCAUUAUGUACUGCAAAAGAAAACUGUUUAUAAGUGUGCCAGACAGUUGUUCUAAUAACUUAAACUUGUGUAAGUUAUAACCUCUCCUUUAUGGCAGACCUUCCCCCAACCCAAAAGGUUUAAGAAAGGGGGUUAACCGAAAGAUGGAUAGUCCUUACCAGACCUUGGUUAUUUCAUAGUGUAGAGCCCUGUGUGAUAUUCUGAAACUCAUGCCAUAACUUUCAGGACCUCUCUUGGAGAAAAUGAGUCGGCUCAUUGAGCUCUAGGGACUGUGUACUCACUGCCGCAAAUACUGUAUAUUCAGGACUUAAUGGUGAGUGCCUAUGUUGGAUCAAACCGAUCCACUGUGAGACUACUGAAAAGCAUCUGUUGCCAACACAGCCAUUCCAGACAGAUGGACGAUGUGGCUCUUAGCUUUGGAAAUGUCAUUUUAACCAUUUAAUCACUGAGUCAGUGUUUUUAUUUGUUGAUUUUGUUUCCUCCCAUGUCUCAGUUCACCCAAAUGACAUCAUGACUGCUUUAAGAAAACACUUAGGGCUCGAGCUGGGGAUGUAGCUCAGUGGUUAAGCACUCACCUAGCAAGACCUUGGGGUUGAGUCCCCGCAUCAUGAAAAAAAAUUGUCUUUUUAAUUGUAAAAAAGGUGAGAGUGGGAGGAAAAAGACAUUGUAACAGAAUGGAGGUUUCAACAGUUACAAAAGCUGAAUUAAAAAAAAAAAAUUAUUGUGCAUCAGAAUGUUAAGUUAUAUGGGGAGCAACAGCAAACAGGUGCUAAUUUGUUUGCUUAUAGUAUAAGCAGUUGUCAGUCUUUGAAAAGAACAAAAUAUAGCUGUAUGUGCCAUUGUUGCUUUGGAGUUUUGUUUUUUUCCCCUUUUCAAAAAAUUUAUGCCUUUAUGAUACUAAGGUCUUUUAUUCUGGCUAUACUUUGGCAUUUUCAUUCACAAAACAUAAUUCUGCAGAUUGUGUUUACAGAAGUUCUUUGAAACAGGUCACAAUGGUAUUUAAAGUCUCUGUUUCUUGUUUGGGUAACUUGGAGCCUAACAUGCUGGCUUUCUAGGAUACAAAGAGGCUGAUGUCUUGACGGUGUUUGUAGACCUUUUCCAUAAAAAUGAAUGUCCCGAGAUGGGUGGGAGGGUAGCUCAGCCACAAGGAAUCAAGAAUGUUAUGGUGUUUAAAUUUAUAAUUCUUAAAGAUGUCAUCUCAAGUCAAGUCACUGGUCUGUUUGCAUUUGAUACAUUUUUAUACUAACUAGCAUUGUAAACUUAUUUCAUGGUUAGAAAAUACCUGUGGAUAUUUGUAUAAAAGUGUGAAAUAAAUUUUUUUAUGAAAGUG
This is a messenger RNA of Jaculus jaculus (lesser Egyptian jerboa), 5489 nucleotides long. It is a transcript of the gene Itga6, whose product is annotated as integrin subunit alpha 6. The transcript is spliced from 26 exons. Gene Ontology annotation, biological process: cell-matrix adhesion; leukocyte migration; integrin-mediated signaling pathway. Gene Ontology annotation, cellular component: external side of plasma membrane; integrin complex. The coding region runs from base 1 to 3387 and encodes 1128 amino acids. Gene Ontology annotation, molecular function: integrin binding. The record is from RefSeq and is a predicted model, not a curated record. NCBI's taxonomy places the organism in Eukaryota, Metazoa, Chordata, Mammalia, Rodentia, Dipodidae.